AUGUCCGAUCCAAAUCAGACUAACAACCAGCAGCAAGAAGGUAGUCAACAAAACUAUCAAAACUACCAACAAUACUAUCAGAAUUAUGGUCAACAGCCAAAUCAGCAGGCCUACCAAGGCUACCAAGGCUACCAGGGCCAACAGGGCCAACAGGGCCAACAAGGCUACCAAGGGAGCCAAGCCUUCAAGCCUCAACAGCAGCAUCAACAAUACCAGCAAUUAGAUGCUCAAAACUACGGUGGUUAUCAACAGGGUUACCAAGCGGGUUAUCAGCAAAGUUUUCAACCGGGCUAUCAACAAGGCUAUCAAGCGCAACAGGCUUACGUACCACAACAAGGCCGUGGUGGUUAUAAGAACUUUCAGCCUCGUAGUGCCCAAAGUUUCCAGCCACAACAGUCUCAGGGUAUGACUCUAGAUGAUUUUCAAAAGCAGAAACAGCAAACUACAACAAAACCAAAGAAAACUUUAAAGCUUGUCUCUAGUUCUGGGAUCAAACUUGCCAAUGCUACAAAAAACGUUGACGCCAAAGUAGAAGCUUCUGACAAGGAAACUAACGAUAAAAAGGAGAGCACUCAAGAACAAGCGCCAGCAGAGCAAGAAAAGGCCAAAAGUCAAGAAGUCUCCGACGCUAAAAGUGUAGCGAAGAAACAAGAUGAUUUGCCAAAGGUUGAAAAGUUAAAAAUCUCAGAAGAAGCUCCAUCUCAAACGAAUGUCUCUAGUGCCGAUGCGUUGAUUAAGGAACAGGAGGAUGAAGUGGACGAAGAAGUUGUCAAUGACAUGUUUGGUGGCAAGGACCACAUUUCGCUUAUCUUUAUGGGUCAUGUCGACGCGGGCAAAUCAACCAUGGGUGGUAAUAUUCUAUAUUUGACAGGUUCCGUCGAUAAAAGAACAGUUGAAAAAUACGAGAGAGAAGCCAAGGAUGCUGGUAGACAGGGUUGGUAUUUGUCCUGGGUUAUGGAUACUAACAAGGAAGAAAGAAGUGAUGGUAAGACGAUUGAAGUUGGUAAAGCUUAUUUUGAAACUGAAAAGAGACGUUACACAAUUUUGGACGCUCCUGGACAUAAAAUGUAUGUUUCCGAAAUGAUUGGUGGUGCGUCGCAAGCAGAUGUAGGUAUCUUAGUUAUUUCCGCGAGGAAGGGUGAAUAUGAGACUGGUUUUGAGAAAGGUGGUCAGACACGUGAACACGCACUGCUGGCUAAAACUCAGGGCGUGAACAAGAUGGUAGUGGUCAUUAACAAGAUGGAUGACCCUACAGUGGGCUGGUCUCAAGAACGUUACGACCAAUGUGUUAAGAAUAUAACUAAUUUUUUGAAGGCUAUUGGUUAUAACAUAAAGGAAGAUGUUAUCUUUAUGCCAGUCUCUGGUUUUAGCGGUGCUGGUCUUAAAGAGCGUGUUGAUCCUAAAGACUGUCCAUGGUACAAAGGUCCAUCACUCUUGGAAUAUCUAGACAGUAUGAAUCACCUUGACCGUCGUGUUAAUGCACCAUUCAUGUUACCAAUCGCUGCUAAGAUGAGAGAUAUGGGUACUAUCGUAGAAGGCAAAAUUGAAUCUGGACACAUCAAAAAAGGUCAUUCAACUUUACUGAUGCCUAAUAAAAGUACUGUUGAGAUUCAGAACAUUUAUAAUGAAACUGAAAAUGAAGUUGAUAUGGCGAUUUGCGGUGAACAAGUUAAAUUGAGAAUUAAAGGUGUUGAAGAGGAAGAUAUAUCUGCAGGUUUCGUGUUGACUUCUCCCAAGAAUCCUAUCAAAAACGUCACAAGAUUUGUUGCACAAGUGGCUAUUGUUGAACUUAAAUCUAUUAUGUCUGCAGGUUACUCAUGUGUGAUGCAUGUCCAUACAGCCAUUGAGGAAGUGCAUAUCACUAGACUGCUACACAAGUUGGAAAAGGGUACAAACCGUAAAUCCAAGAAGCCUCCUGCAUUCGCGAAGAAGGGUAUGAAAAUUAUCGCCGUUUUGGAAACAGAGGAACCAGUAUGUGUGGAGACGUAUGAAGAUUAUCCUCAAUUGGGUAGAUUCACCCUAAGGGAUCAAGGAACCACAAUUGCCAUCGGUAAAAUUGUCAAAAUCUUGGAUUAG
This is a messenger RNA of Zygotorulaspora mrakii, 2076 nucleotides long. It is a transcript of the gene SUP35, whose product is annotated as translation termination factor GTPase eRF3. The record is from RefSeq and is a predicted model, not a curated record. Gene Ontology annotation, molecular function: GTP binding; translation release factor activity; GTPase activity. Gene Ontology annotation, cellular component: translation release factor complex. Lineage: Eukaryota; Fungi; Ascomycota; Saccharomycetes; Saccharomycetales; Saccharomycetaceae. Bases 1 to 2076 code for a protein of 691 amino acids. Gene Ontology annotation, biological process: translation; translational termination; nuclear-transcribed mRNA catabolic process, deadenylation-dependent decay. The transcript has a single exon.